GCGGAGAGGCGGUCGGGCAGGUGCCAGAGGCGGACGGGGGCAAGUGCGCCGUGGUCCCUCGGCGCUCCGGCCGACGGGGAUGAUGAGCGGCGCUGACUCCACCACGGGGCCCGGGCCCGGCUCGAGCCUGCUGCCUCUGCUGGAGACCCUGGAAGACCCCCUCGCUUCGCCGGAGAUGCUGACAGACGCGCUCCUUACCGUCACGAAUCGUCUGACUGGUGAGGAAGGACAAGAAUUUGCAGUUGAAGUUGGAAAGUACUUCCCUCAACUCUACAAAAUAUUCAAGACAUACAUUCCUACAGAAAACUCAGAAUUGAGCAGUGCAGCUUUACAAGCUUUAGGAUUCUGUGUAUUUCACUCAAAGAUUGCUUCAUUGCUAUCUGAAGUUGAAAUACAAGAGUUGCUUUCAAUAGUGAGCAGUGUUGCUGUAAAGAUGGUGGACAAAAAUACUCGCACUAGAGCACUUUGGGUGAUCUCUAAGCAGUCCUUUCCUCCUGAUAUUGUUGGGAAACUGGUACCCAGUAUUAUUGCUAUGUUAGAAACAGUACUUAAAGGAGAACUACAUUCCAUGGUGGUUGAAUAUGAAGCACUAAAUGUUAUCAUACGACUCAUAGAACAAGCUCCAUCCCACAUGGAGGAAGAAGCCGUGAGGUGGGCCAAGCUGAUAAUUCCUUUAGUUGUUCACUCAGCUCAUAAAGUACAAUUAAGAGGUGCUACUGCAUUGGAGAUGGGAAUGCCACUGUUAUUGCAGAAGCAGCAGGAGGUCGCAGCAGUCACUGAAGAACUGAUGACUACUAAAAUAAUUCCAGAACUCCAAAAACUGUUUUCAUCAAAGAACGAGACGUACGUUUUGAAACUCUGGCCCCUGUUUAUAAAACUUCUUGGCAAAGCAUUGCAUCGUAGUGGAAGCUUUAUCAAUUCAUUGUUGCAGUUAGAAGAACUUGGAUUUCGUAGUGGGUCACCAGUGGUAAAGAAGAUAGCUUUCAUUGCAUGGAAAAGUUUGAUAGAUAACUUUGCUCUAAAUCCAGAGAUCUUAUGCAGUGCAAAAAGACUGAAGCUGCUCAUGCAACCGCUGAGUUCCAUCCAUGUGAGGACUGAAGCUCUGGCACUGACAAAGUUAGAGGUGUGGUGGUAUUUACUGAUGAGGCUUGGGCCUCAACUCCCAGUCCACUUUGAGCAGGUUUGUGUGCCAUUAAUUCAGAGCACUUUAAGUUUAGAUGCCUCUCUAUUACAAGGAAAUUCAUCUCGGUUAUCCAUUAAUCAGAGUUUAGCAUCAGCAGGUUCUGCACAGAAAUCAGGUGUCUUCCCUUUUGGAACAUCUCCCAGUCCAAGGGUGAAACUGAAUUCUAGCACAAGUGGAGUUGUGCCCAUUCCAUCCAUUCGACUUCUAGGAAUUGAAAUGCUCCUUCACUUCUUCAUGGGGCCGGAGGUUUUAACUUUUGCCAAGGAAAACAGUGUUGUAUUUAGUCUAGAACCUCUUCAAUACCCAGUAAUUGCCAGCCCUUCCUUCUUCUGUAAACAUGCCAAUACAUUCAUAAAUGCAGUUCAGGAUGGUUUCAUUGCAAUUGGAAAAGAUGCUUCUGAUGUUAUUCUAAGUGCCAUAUGGAAGGAAGUAAUUGGCUUUGUAAGAGCUGCAAUUGAAUCAGGUAGCAGCAAAAGAGAGCGGCAGAAUUCAGAGUUACUAACUGCACUGCUGCAAGCCUUAAAAAACAUCGUUAUGUCAAAUGAGCUGCCUGUAUUAAAGUCACUGUCCCUUAUAGAAAUCACAAUUAAAGAAUUGCCUCCAAAAGUAUUAGGAUCACCAGCCUAUCAGAUUGCUGACAUGGAUCUUCUGAAUGGAACACCAGCAUUGUUUUUAAUUCAGCUUUCCUUUCGUAAAGAACUCUUGGAAUGCUGUGUUCAAGAUGAAAGGUUUUUCUUGAACUAUGAAUCUCUUGUCAGAUCUGUUUUGUCGGGCCCUACAUCUCCUUUGGCUUUCAGUGAGUCUGUGUUCACAGUUGUUAAUCAUAGCGCACAAUACUUGGAAAACAAAGAACAUCUCUGGAGAAUAUGGAGUAUUGUAGUUAACCCAUUAACUGACUGGAUUAACCAGACAAAUGAAGUAAAUCAAGGUGAUGCUUUGGAACAUAACUUCAGUCCGAUUUACAGUGCAUUGUUGCUCCCUGUGAACCAUAUAUUCCCAUCUUCUGAAUUUCCACGGCCCACAAUGAAAACAUUACUGCGUUCCUGGUCAGAACUCUAUAGAGCAUUUGCCCGUUGUGCAUUGCUGGUAGCAACAGCGGAAGAUAAUUUAUGCUGUGAAGAACUCUGUGCCAAAAUACUACCUGAGUUAGAAGAUGAAACUCAUAUGAAUCAGUCCAUGUUGGAAGGUCUCUCACAGAUUGCAUCAGUUAUGGUUGAUUGCAUCAAUUUUGCACCCUAUGGUAAUAAAUUGCAGCCAGCAAAUACAUCCCCACAGAUACCUACAGACUGGUCCAAAAAGAAGAAAGAUCCUCUUGGCAAACUGUCAUCUUUAAUCAAACUUUUGAUGAUAAUGGUAAACUCUCUUCAGACGCUUGCAUCCAAAGAAUCUGGCUCUGAAAAACUGGCUGCUGUUGGUACAUCUGUUGUUGGUGUUCUUCAGAAUAUCAUUGGCCACAUCUCUUUGCCUUCCGUCAUUCGAUCUCUGUUUGGAACAAUUACGAAACCAGUAGCAGCAUUUUAUGAAAAAAUAAAGUCUUCUAAUGCAUCUAAAAUGACAAAUGGACACAACAACAAGUUUGAAAAGUUACUGGCAGAAAGUAUUAGUUGUUGGCAGUCCCACUAUACUGGAUCCUUUGACGGUGCACUACUGCAAGAGCUGUCUCCACUGCUGUGUGUCAUGCUUUCACACAAAAAUAAACAGAUGCGCAAUCAAGCUGUUCAGUUCUGGAAUGCAUCAUUUGGUAAAGCUGUAAUGCUGACCUACCCAGAAGAAUUAAAAUCUGUUUUGUUGCAAGCUAAGCAGAAGAUGAUGCUCUCAUUGCCUUGUUUUGAAAGCACCGAGCUAAUGGGCGAGUCUAAUGGGACAAAUUCUGAUUGUACAGAAAAUUCUCAAUUGGAUGCGAAGAUAAGUGGAAUAGAAGUAAAUCUUUGUGCGAAGAGAGACUCCUUGCUAGCAAAGACCAGUGACCUAAAAGAAAAAAGUAUUAAUUCCCAUGUAACACCUGCAAAGAUGAAGGUAGAAUUCCCACUGCCAAAACCAAAUCGAAAAAACAUGCUGCUGGAAGAAGAAAAUACUCUUGACUUCGUCUUUAUUCCUCAAGAGACAAAAGAGAGAGUAUUGACAGAACACCAAAAAGAAGUUCUAAGAACAAAAAGGGUUGAUAUUCCUACUAUGUACAAUGAUCUGGAUGCAUCCCAAGACACUGCUUUGUUUUCCCAACAUUCGCAGAGUCAGGAAGAUUCCUUGGAGAAAGCAGCCUUAGUAGAUGUGAAAGAAGCAUAUGAGAAGAAUGAGAACAAAAUUAUAGCCCAGGAUAUGGAAACAUCAAAGGACUCGCUUAGCAUUCCAAAUGAAGUUAAUGAAAAAUGCAAGACAAUUACACUUCUGCAACAAAGUAAUUCUGCCACUGCAGAACAGCUUAUCACUCUUGGGAAACAGCGCUUAGAACUGAAGCAGGAGGAAUCAGAAAUGUGUGCUCCUAAAUCAGUUCCUGAAGAACCUUCAGUAUUGAAUAGUUCUUUGAAUGGAAAUACCUCUAAUGUCAGCAACAGCUCUGCUUCUAGUGAUGUCAUUUCAGGUACCCCACCGCCUGUCAGCAGAAGACAAUCCUUCAUAACUCUGGAAAAAUUUGAUAGUUCAGGGAACAGACCUUUCAGUCCUUCCACUUUCAGUAAUACAUCUGGAAGCAUCCCUUCAGUAGUUAACCAGGAUAGCACGAAUGCUUCAGCUGCAUCUUCCAAUGGAAGUCCAAAUGUGGAGAAUAAGGAAGCUAUCAAAGUCAAAACUGAAGAAGUCGUCACUAGGUCUAAGAGGCCAUGCCUGGGAAUGUUAGCUGCACUAGGGACUUACGUAAAAGUCAAAAAAUCAAAAGAAGAAAAUAAAGCAAAUUCAAAAUUGCAGUCUGAGAGCUUGAUUGGAAUAAAGAGGUCAAGUCUUAGACAAAAUAAAACAGAGUUUUCAGAGGAUAAAAAAGCAAAGCUAAUGAAGCCAGAUCAGGAAAAAAAUAUUCAAGCUUCCCCUGCCAAGCACACAGAGGACAAGCAUGAGUUACUUGUUGAAACACAAGAAGCGGAAUAUUUGCUUGAUAAACCAUCUCAGACUUCCAGUUUGAAUGUAAUUGGAAGCAUGAUAGAAAGUAAAUGUGUGUUAGAGAGUGUUGCAGAGAUGAAACCAGGGCCAAAUUUAGACACUAAAGAGAAUACUCCUCCAGAGGUGGCUGUACCAGGAGAUGCAAUGUCUAAUGUUAGUCAAGCUCCACAAAGUUCACCUAGUCAAAAAACAUUAAGACGUUCUUUAAGACGGAAACCAGAAGCCACAGAAGGAGCUGCUGCUAGUCAGGACAAAGAGAAUAGUCAACAAAAGAAAGAUGAUGAGAAGGUUCUGCCCAAGAAGAAUUCGCAAGGUAAAGAGACCGUUACACUCAAGCCAAAACCUGCCCCUGAAAAGCCAGUAGAUGCAGAUAGAAGUGUACAUGGAAGUGGUGCUGCAGAAGGGAUAACCUCAAAGGAAUCCCACGUUUCAGUGAAUAUACAAGAGGAGACUAACACAGGUACUGGAAGAGUUGAAGGCAGUACUGCUUCUGACAUUGAUGAGUUGCAAGAUUCUGGUGCAGAUGCAGCCAUUGAGAAACCAAAAGGGUUUCCACGAUACCAUACAAGAAGAGCUUCACAAGGGUUACUAACUAGUAUAGAAAAUUCUGAGUCAGAUAGUUCCGAAACAAGAGAAGAAGGAACCAAGAGGAAAAGGUCAGGAAGAUGGAAAAAUAAAAGUAAUUCCCUUGAAAGCCAAGUCAAGGAAGAGCUUGCAAGUCCAGAGCUUCAUUCACUAAAUGUAAUUGAAAUCCAGGCCACCACAAUAGAGAAUAAAGAUGUAAUGCAUGCUCAGGAAAGCAUGGAAAUCGCUUCUGAUAAUAAUGAAAAGGGAGACAAAAAUACUCCCCAUUCUCCUGAAUGUCCAGGACUUAAGCAAAGUACUGAUCCUCCUCAGAGCAAAGACUCUUCAGAUAUGGAGAGAAAUGCCAAAAUGCUGACACAGUCUGCUUCUGAGGCUGCUUUAGAAAGCCACCAGGAAGCUGUAAUUCUUGAUACAGUUUCUGUUCCAGAUGUUAGUACAAGUUCUCCGAUAGAGGUUGCUGGGGAUGACAAUUUAGCUACUGCUUUCAGUGCCUUCCCUUCCUCUGAGAAAUCUUCAGAGCUGUCCGAAUGCCAGCACAAAAGAAGCAAGCGGACAAGGAGAUCAAAGAGCUGCGACUGCUGUGGUGAGAAGCCAUUGCCACUGUUGGAAAAGUCAUCCGCUGAACUGAAAAAAACAGGUAGUCCAGAAACAAGGUUAAAAGAACAAAAAAGAACGCCCAAUAAAGCAGCAGUAGCUCUGUUACCCAUUCCUGCUGCUGAAGAAUCUCAUUCUGCAGAAAGGCUCACAGUGGAGCCUUGUGCAGCAAGCACUCCCCUGCCUUCCACCAACGACUUUGCUGACCUGAAGGACUCCAGCAGGCUUGUUCAGCCUGCAGAGGAUUUGCCAGGGAAUGCAGCGCCUGAAGAUAAGCUCCAGGAAUGUGCCUGCAUCGAAAGUGAAAGCAAAGGGCCUGUUGCAGAAACUAUGGAUUGUACUGAGUUUGCUGAAGCACCUUCGGAGCUUACAGCAAGCUCUCAUUCAAAAGAACCUUUUGAUCAGUGUGAACCAUUAGAUGCAGCCACAGAUCUGGCUACGAUAGAAAAGAGUGAUGUUAAUCAAUAUGGUCAACUGGGAGAUGAAACUGAUGAAGAGACAGGCAUUAACCAACCUGAGGAAACAAAGGCUAAUGAAACAACAGCCAGUGAAAACAACAGCAUAAUUGAGCAUGGUACUGAAGAAACUGCAGCAGAUUUUGUACCAGUAGUAUCUAAACCUCAAGAAAAUCUCCAGGAAGAGGAUGCAGAAGAGGAUGCAGAAAAUGAUAUAGCGGACGCUUCAGUAGAAUCUCAGGCUUCAGCCUUGGUCCAAAAGGAAGGCGAUUCAGAUUCUCCAUUAAAGUUAGAAGAACUUGAUGCUCUCUCUCUAGCCAAGAUCAGUGGAAGUCCUAAUGGAGUACAGGCACGAUGUAUAUGGUCUCCAUCAGCUUCUCCCUCUACCAGUAUUUUAAAGAGAGGUUUUAAAAGACAACAGGAAGAAGAAUCAACAUCACCUGCAAACAAGCAGAGCCGGCGAGUUUCCUUUGCCAAUCCAAUCUACCAAGAAGAAAUGGCAGAUGAUAUUGACCGUCGAAGUCCUGUGGUUAGAGCCCAUUUGGCCAAUGGUUCACAAUCUUUUCGGAGUCCCAAACUGUCACCUAAUCACCAAGCCAAGCAUAUUACUACUCCAAUCAAAGGAUAUCUGUCCCCAGGAUCUCGUAGCCAUAAAUAUAAGAGCUCAAAGAAGUGUUUAAUCACUGAAAUGGUGAAGGAACCCCUACCGGCUCCUACAGAAAGCAUAUAUCCCCCAUUGAUGGGCUGCAAAGCACCUGUUGACACAAUUUUGCCUCAGAUUACUUCAAAUAUUUGGGCUCGGGGUUUAGGACAACUCAUUCGAGCGAAGAACAUCAGGACCGUGGGUGACCUGAGUUCCUUGUCGGCAACUGAGAUCAAAACGCUUCCCAUUCGUUCUCCCAAAGUUUCAAAUGUUAGGAAAGCCCUUAAAGGUUAUCACGAGCAACAGAUAAAAACUCGUGGAUUUGAAGAAACUGCUGGCCUGGAUGAUACAGAAAAGCCAGUCAGUGGCAUUGAUGAAAAACCCUUUUCAACAAACGAGGACAAACUAAUAACAGACCUUUCUGAACCAGUUGCUUCCAGUGCAGAUGCACAGACCACUACAAACCUUUGCACCCAGAUCAGUAUACUUGCGGCUCAGAUUACUUCUGAAAGUCUUGUCAGUUAUUCAGGGAGUGAACUCUUUGAAAUGCAAGAGAAACUUCAUAGCAUGACAAACUGUAUUAUGAAAAGUCUUCAAGCACGUUGGAAGUCUCCAUCCCGGGAAAGCACAGUUUAAACAUUUGUACUUCAUUUUUUGAAGACCAGAUCUUGCCAUGACAUUUUGUUUGUUAAAUCCCAAUUUUUAAAAUUUCAUCUGAACCCUUAACUUUAUGUUUUUAAGUAAAAGUGAUUUUAUGACUUUAAAUCAAAUGGCCUCAAGUUCUGUAUCUUAACAUUUUAAGUUCUGUGCACUCUUAUUCGUUUCAUUAAUUUUCUUAUUGCUGCUAUACAGUUUUUCCAAAAUACGUUAAGAUGUUCAAGCUCUGUGAAAUUUGACUUGUACAGUAUAUUAACUAUAUUUUUCAAAAUAUGCAUCAUAUGUAUUGGAAAAGGCCAGAUGUCAAUGCUGUGAAUGAAACUUGAAGUGUUAACUGAUUUACCAAACAUGAUACAGCUCUCCCAGCUGCCAGUAUUAUGGAAAGUACUGGUUUUAUACAUCUUUUUUUUUUCAAAAAUAGGAUUUAUGGGGCUUAAUUACUACUUAAAACAGUAUCUUUUUCAGUCUAUUUUUGCAUGCAUUUAUUAACAGGAAAAUACAUCAGUAUGCAAUUCUGAUGAGUAUUCUCAGGAUCAAACUGCAUGUCCUUAGAAUUUUUGUAUUCUAAGUGGAGCUGUCCUAGCCCCACUUUGAAUCAUAAGUAGACAAAAUAAUUUUGUAUAUUAUGUAUAGGCUUACCAAUUUGCAGAUGUUAUAAAUUAUGUUCUCUGUAUAAAAUGCACUAAUACUUUUGGAUGGGAGAAACCUUGAUUGUAUAAAGCAUAUUGUGUUAUUCAAAGUGGACAAAGAUUACAGUGAGAUCCAUAGGAAAUACAUGUAUGAAUAAAAGGACAUGCUUUAUUUGAA
Varanus komodoensis (Komodo dragon) is the source of this 8014-nucleotide messenger RNA. It is a transcript of the gene RIF1, whose product is annotated as replication timing regulatory factor 1. The transcript has 35 exons. Bases 80 to 7186 code for a protein of 2368 amino acids. Gene Ontology annotation, biological process: telomere maintenance. Gene Ontology annotation, cellular component: nucleus. The record is from RefSeq and is a predicted model, not a curated record. NCBI's taxonomy places the organism in Eukaryota, Metazoa, Chordata, Lepidosauria, Squamata, Varanidae.